Molecule: messenger RNA, 2368 nt
Organism: Oldenlandia corymbosa var. corymbosa
Lineage: Eukaryota; Viridiplantae; Streptophyta; Magnoliopsida; Gentianales; Rubiaceae
Source: the annotation of a GenBank genome assembly
CAGAAAUCCAUGUUUGUAUUCUAAUGUCAAAAAUGCCUAAAGCGGUUUAGUUGGUUAUCCAUAAAAUUUUGUAAAAACACUAUCAGAUUCUAAAGGGUUGUUUUCUCCUCUGGAAAAAAUCGAAGGAGAUCGAUCAUGAUCUUGGUAUACAGAAACUGUUUCUGUAAAAAAACCAAAACCUUAACCGUAUUGUAACUUUCUUUUUUCUUCAGUAUCCUGUUUCCUGACAGAGAGUCAAUCGAGAUGGAGAAGGAAAUGGAAUACAGUGGUUAUUCAGCAUCGUGUGAGCAAUCUAAGAUUGACAUGGAUAAGGGAUAUGAAAGUUUUUCAACAUCUGCUGUUCAUCAACAAUCUAAAAUUGCGAAGGAAAUGGAGUUCUAUUCUUUCUCUACAUCUCAAUUCUCUGAGAAGGAGAAUGGGAUGGCAAGUUUUUAUUCAGAUGAUGAUCCCAGUUAUGAAGUGGAAGUGAAAACAAGGAAAAAGGGUGGCAUCAUAACCAUCCCAUUCAUCUUAGCAAACGAGGCAUUUGAGAAGACGGCAAGUUAUGGGCUGUUGCCGAAUAUGAUACUGUAUCUGAUCAAAGGAUAUCACAUGAGUUUUGCAGAGGGAAACAGAAUGCUCUUCUUGUGGUCUGCUGCUACGAAUUUCUUGCCAAUUGUGGGAGCUUUUCUUGCUGAUUCUUACUUGGGUCGUUUUCUCACCAUUAGCUUGGGUUGUUUCUUCAGUCUUAUGGGGAUGAUACUACUGUGGCUAACUGCCAUGAUUCCAAAAGUAAAGCCUCCACCUUGUGCUUCAAUUCGUCAAUGCAAAUCAGCAACAACAGGCCAAUAUUUCUUCUUGAUCUCCUCUUUCGCCGUCAUGUCGAUUGGUGCCGGCGGGGUCAGAUCAUCUUCUUUGGCAUUUGGUGCUGAUCAGGUGGACGACAAAAACAACCCUAAUAAUGAAAGAGUCCUGGAAAGCUAUUUUGGUUGGUAUUAUGCAGCCACAGCAUUUUCUGUACUGCUUGCUUUCACUGCAAUUGUUUACAUCCAAGAUCACUUUGGGUUCAGAGUUGGAUUUGGAAUUCCUGUCAUCUUAAUGUUCCUCUCUGCUUUGCUCUUCUUUCUGGCUGCACCUUUGUACAUCAAACAUCGAGCAAAUGAGAGCUUAUUCACUGGUUUAGCACAAGUAAUUGUUGCUGCUUAUAAGAACAGAAAACUGGCUUUCCCUCCUCCUGAAUCAGGCUGGUAUCAUCAUGAAAAGGGCUCUCAAUACACCUUACCAACUGAUAAACUAAGGUUCCUGAAUAAAGCCUGUAUCAUAAGAAGCAUAGAAGAUGUUACAUCAUUUGGAGUUGCUACUAAUCCAUGGAGGCUUUGCACUGUUAAGCAAGUUGAAGAACUCAAAGCACUCAUCAAAGUGAUCCCAUUGUGGUCUACAGGAAUCAUGAUGUCCAUAAACACAAGCCAAAGUACUGUUUCUUUAAUACAAGCAAACACAAUGGAUAGGCACAUCAUUUCCAGCUUCCAAAUCCCACCAGGCUCAAUCUCCAUGUUUCUCAUCUUAACAGUCACUAUUUGGGUCCUUUUAUAUGAUCGGGCAAUCUUACCAUUAGCCUCAAAGAUCAGAGGAAAACCAGUGAAAUUCGGCACUAAAUCCCGGAUGGGAGCCGGGCUUUUCUUCUCAGCAUUGGCAAUGACAGUAGCCGGAUUCGUGGAACACAUUCGACGACAAAAAGCAAUCGAUCAGGGCUUAGUGAAUAACCCCAAAGCAUUGGUAGGCAUGUCAGCAAUGUGGCUAGUGCCACAAUUUAUUAUUGCAGGCUUAGCAGAAGCUCUCAAUGCAAUAGGCCAAAUAGAAUUCUAUUACUCAGAGUUUCCAAAGUCCUUGGCAAGCGUUUCGUCGUCUCUCUUUGGAGUUGGAAUGGGAGCAGCAAACUUGCUUGCAACAGUUAUACUCAGUGCAGUUGAAAAAUACACCAAAAAAGACGGUGGAGAAAGUUGGGUGGCAAGCAAUGUGAACAAGGGUCAUUAUGAUUAUUACUAUUGGCUACUUGGGAUCAUGAGUUUUGUGAAUCUGUUCUACUUCUUUAUAUGUAGCUGGGCUUAUGGACCUUGUGGUGAAGAUAUGAAGAAGGAUGAUGAGAUUGAAGGGGUGGAAGGAGAAGGAAGAAGCAUAUUGAGAACACCAGGGACACCAAUUAGGCCUGGCACACCUUUAAGAGUUAUGGCAGCUUAAUAUUGAAGUUCUCAAGGGUCGGUCUGUUUAUUUAUUCUGCUUCAUUAUCAUUAGAAUAAAAUUACGAGAAUUAAGUUACUGCAUUGACGUAUAUGCGAAGUUACAAAAAAUCCUAAAAGAAAAAGCCUUUGUUUAUCAGCUUUGAAGGUUC